AUGAUGACGGAUUUGUUAAUCCGCUCUUCCCUACCACAGGUUUCCACAGGCAUGGAGAUCAGACAACCAUACCGACACUCCUCGUCAGUCGAUUUUAUAGAGUGGUACCUUUCACUUCGUUGAUUUUUUUUCUCCCAUGUCUUUCAGCUUUCAAGCUGUUACGUUUGCAGCGCAAAAUGGAAAAGUAAAUGUCUGGAUUCACCAGUGACGUAUUUUUUUGCCAAAGUUUCAUGGAAACAGCCAAGGUGGGGAACCUUUGCCGAGAGAGAUCAUGUACAGGCUCAAACUGUUGAUUGUGAUUGUCAGCCUGAUCAAACUGGGCUUUACUGGAAAGACAAAAAGAGCUGCGGUGAAAAAUAAUUCUGGGGUGACUCCAGCGGGUCUGUGUGGCACCUGGGUCAAAGAGGCUGAUGGAGGCCAGUUCACCUCCCCCAACUACCCAGAGAAGUACCCAGCGGAGAGGGAGUGUGUCUACAUCAUUGAGGCUUCACCAAGGCAAUGUAUCGACCUAUUCUUUGAUGACAAAUAUUCUAUAGAACCUUCUUGGGAAUGUAAAUUUGAUCACAUUGAAAUACGGGAUGGACCAUUCAGUUUCUCCCCUAUUAUCGGCCGCUACUGUGGACAGGAGAGCCCCAUGUAUGUCAGAUCCUCAGGACGCUACCUUUGGAUAAAAUUUGUUGCUGACAGCGAACUGGAGGCAAUUGGAUUUUCUGCAAGAUACAACUUCACCCAAGAUCCUGAUUUCAAAGACAUGGGAACCUUGCCACCCUUACCUAACUGUGACUUUGAGAUGGGGGGGCCAGAGGGCAUUGUGGAAUCUAUCCAGGUAUCCAAGGAGUCCAAAGCCUUAGACACACAAGCUGUGGAUUGUAGGUGGUUUAUACGGGCCCCACCCAACUCUAAGAUCUUCUUGCGCUUCCUGGAAUAUGAGAUGCAGAACUCGAAUGAGUGCAAGCGUAACUUUGUGGCUGUGUAUGAUGGAAGUAGCUCAGUGGAGCACCUGAAGAACAAGUUCUGCAGCACUGUGGCAAUUGACGUGAUGCUAAACACUGAGGUUGGCGUUGUGCGGUUAUGGGCCGAUGAGAGGAGUCGAAAGAGUCGCUUUCGCAUCCUUUUCACCACCUUUCAAGAACCGCCGUGUGAAGGAGACACAUUUUUCUGCCACAGUAACAUGUGCAUCAAUAACACCCUUGUCUGCAAUGGAAUACAGAACUGUGUCUACCCAUGGGAUGAAAAUGGCUGCAAAGAAAAGAAGAAACCAAGUGUCCUGGACCAACUGGACCAUGUGAACGUUACCAUCAUCGGCUUGACAUGUGGUGUAGUGGUCAUCCUUCUCAUUGUGUCAGGCAUUAUCCAGAUGAAGCAGCCACGCAAAAAGUACAUUGUGCGCCAGGAUGAUUUUGACCCCAACCUGUUCCACGAGGCUUUCGAGCCGCCACACUACGAACUGUGCACACUGCGCCGUGACAACUCCGCUGAGAUGGACGAGCUGCCACAGGACUUCCAGAAGCUGCGCCGCUCCUCGUCCAAGUGCAUCCGCGACCACCACUGUGGCUCGCAUGCCUCCAGCGCCCACGGCAGCCGCACUGACCUGAGCCUGCGCGAGGCUGCCGCUGCCGCCGCCCACGCUGACAGCCAGGCCAUGCUCCCUCACCUGCCCCUCCACCCCCCCCUGCACCACACCAUCACCACGCCCAGCGGCCGCCGCAGCAUCCUAGUCAUGAAGCACAGCUACUCGCACGACGGCGCCGAGGACUGUGACCCAGAGGACGACGAGCUGGACGAAGGGCCCAGCCACGGCAGGGCGAGACUGGAGAGAGCUGUGCACCGGUCAGUAUCCAACGAUUUCUGAGGCCUGUGGUGGCACGCUGUGUUUGACAGGUGGUGUGUGGGGACUUGCAUGGAAACCCCAGUUGUGAAUGUGGUGUUUUUAUGUUUCUCUUUUCUUUAUGUACUAGCAUUUGAUUCAUUUAUUUAUAAUGUGGUGCUUUAUGUUUCUCUUUUUGUUAUACCAGCAUUUGAUUCAUUUAUUUUGUUUCGUCAUCGCCUUCCAUAAAAUCAUGUCAUGUCAUGUGUAGAGAACAUGAGCAUAUCAGUAGAGAGAGAUGGUUAUACUAUGCUUGUGGAUAUUCCAUGACACUAAGUCAGGGUUGGAGAUAGAUAGAUAGA
This is a messenger RNA of Alosa sapidissima (American shad), 2169 nucleotides long. Its product is annotated as neuropilin and tolloid-like protein 1. NCBI's taxonomy places the organism in Eukaryota, Metazoa, Chordata, Actinopteri, Clupeiformes, Clupeidae. The coding region runs from base 272 to 1852 and encodes 526 amino acids. The record is from RefSeq and is a predicted model, not a curated record. The transcript is spliced from 9 exons. Gene Ontology annotation, molecular function: protein binding.